Molecule: messenger RNA, 1512 nt
Organism: Hordeum vulgare subsp. vulgare (domesticated barley)
Lineage: Eukaryota; Viridiplantae; Streptophyta; Magnoliopsida; Poales; Poaceae
Product: fructose-1,6-bisphosphatase, cytosolic
Exons: 11
Coding region: 240-1274 (344 amino acids)
Biological process (GO): fructose 1,6-bisphosphate metabolic process; fructose 6-phosphate metabolic process; sucrose biosynthetic process
Cellular component (GO): cytoplasm; cytosol
Molecular function (GO): fructose 1,6-bisphosphate 1-phosphatase activity
Source: RefSeq, a predicted model, not a curated record
UCCUCCCCGCGCUACCCACCGAAACACACCACGCCGCGCGUCACGUCACGUCUCGGCUCACAGCCGGCCAGUUCCCGCGCCGCGCCUACUUCUUGGGGCAUAGAUAGAUCAUACAUCGCUCGCUCGCUCGCUCGCUCACUCACUCCCUCCCGGGGCCUGUGCUCUGCAACCGCAAGCAAAGCAACACGUACGCUAAGCGAGCGGGAGGGGGAGGGCGGGGUUGGUCGGAGCCAGAGAAGAUGGAUCACGCGGCGGACACGUUCCGGACGGACCUGAUGACCAUCACGCGGCACGUGCUCAACGAGCAGAGCAGGCACCCGGAGUCGCGCGGCGACCUCACCAUCCUCCUCUCCCACAUCGUCCUCGGCUGCAAGUUCGUCGCCUCCGCCGUCAACAAGGCCGGCCUCGCCAAGCUCACCGGCCUCGCAGGCGAGACCAACGUCCAGGGGGAGGAGCAGAAGAAGCUGGACGUGCUCUCCAACGAGGUGUUCGUCAAUGCCCUCGUCAGCAGCGGCCGCACCUGUGUUCUUGUGUCCGAGGAGGACGAGGAGGCUACGUUCGUCGACCCAAAGCUCCGUGGAAAGUACUGUGUCUGCUUUGAUCCCCUGGAUGGCUCCUCCAACAUCGACUGUGGCGUCUCCAUUGGAACGAUCUUUGGGAUCUACAUGAUCAAGAACCAAGACACCGUGACUCUGGAGGAAGUGCUGCAGCCUGGGAAGGACAUGAUUGCUGCUGGAUACUGCAUGUAUGGGAGUUCCUGCACGCUUGUCCUGAGCACUGGAAAUGGUGUCAACGGCUUCACGCUUGACCCUUCUCUUGGGGAGUUCAUAAUGACUCAUCCAGACAUCAAGAUACCGCCAAAAGGAAAGAUCUAUUCGGUUAAUGAAGGGAAUGCCAAGAACUGGGACACGCCUACUGCAAAGUACGUUGAGAAGUGCAAGUAUCCCACGGAUGGUUCAUCACCUAAAUCCUUGAGAUACAUUGGCAGCAUGGUUGCUGAUGUCCACCGCACCUUGCUAUACGGCGGCAUAUUUCUGUACCCCGCAGACAAGAAGAGCCCGAACGGAAAGCUCCGUGUGAUGUAUGAGGUGUUCCCCAUGUCAUUCCUGAUGGAGGAAGCUGGAGGCCAGUCUUUCACAGGCAAAGGACGGUCGCUCGAUCUGAUCCCCACCGACAUCCACGAGAGAUCCCCGAUAUUCCUCGGCAGCAGCGACGACGUGGAGGAGAUCAAGGCGCUGUACGCGGAGGAAGCCAAGAAGGCAGGAUCUGCAUGAAGAUCCACGGUCAUGUCGCGCAAGGCGUGUAAAUCGACGACGACUCAUGGGCCUUGCUGGCAAAUGUGAUUCAUAUAUCAGGCAUUUCUUUUCUAUACGUCUGUGUCAUUCAGUGUAAUAUACUAGCGUGGAGGCCUCGAACAGCUUCAUACAUGAGCUGCCAGGGUUUCUGCUUCUUUCCACAAUUCGUUCACUGAUGAUACGAAAUAUACAUCCAUGUAUACAUAUAUUCAGCUCA